Molecule: messenger RNA, 759 nt
Organism: Humulus lupulus (European hop)
Lineage: Eukaryota; Viridiplantae; Streptophyta; Magnoliopsida; Rosales; Cannabaceae
Exons: 1
Coding region: 1-759 (252 amino acids)
Source: RefSeq, a predicted model, not a curated record
AUGGGGUUGGUGGAUGAACUUCGAUCUCUUGGUUCGCAUUACACUCGGACCAAUAACCAAGCUGAUGGGGCUAGAAUAUAUUCUAAACUGGACCGUAUCUUUAAGAAUGAAGCUUGGAUGGAUUUGUUUCCUGAUUCUAUAGCAUUUAUAAAGUGGGAUUUAAUUUCCGAUCACUAUUUUUGUAUUAUUAAAGCUAUUUCAGCUGUGAACUCUGGUUUUAAACCUUUCCGAUUCUUCAAUAUGUGGAGUGAACAUGAAGGGUUCAAAGAUGCUGUUAUGCAAAGCUGGAACAAGUCGAUAAAUGCACAUGGUUUAGAAGGAAUUAUGAGGAAGUUGAGGAGGCUAACACAUGUCCUUCAGCAGUUCAAUAGAAGGGAGAUUGGUGAUGUUGAGCACAAGUUUAAUCUUGCCAAAGAGGCUUACAAUUCUGCCCAAUGCCAACUACAACAUGACCCUCAUUCAGCUGAAUUUCAAAGUGAGGAACGGGCUACUUUUGAGAAUUUUGUUCAGCAAGCCAGGUACUAUAAUAGUUAUCUUAGACAAAGAAGCAAAAUCAACUGGCUUAGGUUUGGGGGUGAUAAUACAGCCUAUUUUCAUGCUUGUUUGAAGCAGAGGAAGGCUUCUAAUCGAAUUACUUCGUUUAUUAAUGAUGCUGGGCAGAUUAAUGAGAAGUUUGAGGAUGUAGUGGCUCACUUCUUAAAUCAUUUUCGGAGUAUCAUGGGUAGUCAAAGUAAGGCUACUGUUCCUAUUCAAAGAUAG